AUGAUUAAAACUUUUUCAGAUGAUCAAAUCAAGGCUGUUAAAGAAAUUGGCUUUGGAGGUUUGUUAUCUUUGAAGGUGAAACGAACUGCAACUGAUAUGCUAUCAUGGUUGGUAGAUUGUUUUGAUCAUGGUAGCUGCAUGUUUACUAUUGAUGGUAAAAAAGAUUUUGUUGUGACUGAAUUUGAUGUGUAUGAUGUUUUUUGCCUUCCUUGCAAAACAUCUAAGAAAGUUGAAGAAAUUUCUCGUUGUGCUAAUGUCAUCAACCCUGAUUAUGAUUUAAAGGUUAAAUGGAGGUCUCAUUUUGGUCUUAUGGGUGAGAAUGAUCAGAUUCCUGUGGGUUUUUUGGAAUCUAAGAUCCCUUUACUAGUAGAUGGCGGGGAAGAAUUCAGACAGCUUUUUAUCAUGCAUGCUUUUUCAAGUUUUUUAGCACCUACGUCCAACAGAACUGUGGAUUUGAGAAUUGUAAAAUGUUUGGUUGAUGUUAAUCAAAUAAGAAUUUAUAAUUGGUCAAAAUAUGUCUUAGAUAGACUUUGUGAAGCCGUGAAGAGCUACAAAGAAGGAAAUAUAGAAUGGUUUUGUGGUUGUGUUUUGAUGUUAGAGAUUAUCUAUUUUCAUCGAUUGAGGUUUAGGAAUGUUGUGUUAAAUUCUACAAUACCUUUAAUUCAACAUUGGACUGAUGUGGAUAUAAGAGAUAGAAUUAGAAAUGAAAAGUUGUCCAAGGGUUUUGGGUGUGGAAUUCUUGAGUUUGAUACAUAUCCAGUGAGUGAGAAGUUGCAAUUUGAGGAUGGACAAGUUGUUUGUAAUCAAUUCAAGGAAGCUCCUGUGAAUCAAACUUCUGGAAAAGAAUCUGUUGUUUAUGAAGGUGUCCGUAGCAAUGUUAAGGGUGUUAUUCAGUUUGAGCUACCUGCCAGUUCAAUGUCUAAUGAGGAAAUUCGUUCAAUUGCUAUUGAUGUAAGUAUUUUACCCUUUAAUUAUGUCUGUCUGUUUGGUUUUUUUUUUUUUUUUUUUUUUUUUUUUGUCACAAAUUAUUUUAUUAAAUCUAAGUGCUACAUUUUUUUUUCACAGGAAGUUUACGAGAAGUUUUUGCUCAUGAAAAGAGAUUUAGAAGUGGUAUCUAACUUCUACAUGAAUGAGUUGAAAGUGUUAUUUCAGACUCGUAAAUCUAAUGAUGCUUCAACUUCGACACCUCCAAUGUCCCAAACUGAUUUAUUCUUUAUGAAUCCUCGUGUUCAUGAAAUUGUUGAUGAGAUUGUGUCUCUUGUAAAUUGGGUAAGCAAAGUGCCUAAUGGUUUGGAUGAUGAUGAUAUUGAUGAUAAUGGUGCACCUGCAAAAGAGAUUAAUGUUGUAGUUGGUGAGGUUCCAAGGAUAGGUUUUGAGCAUGUUUUGAGUAAUGGAAAAUCUAAAUGCUCCCUUGCUAUGGAUGUUAGUCUCUUUGGUGAUAAAGUUACAUAUGUAACUGAAUAUAUGAAGUCAAGUAAUAAGGAUAUGAAGGUUUUGGAUGCAGUUGUCCAGGAACUUGUUGACUACUGCAUUAGUGAUUAUCAUGGUUUCGAUCUCAAUGAGGUGUUGGUAUCUUUUGGCAAACCAUUUGAGAUUACAAGGAAUGAAUUCCUUUCAUUAGGUGCACCGGCUAUUGCUAUAUCUUCUGUUAUUAUUGAUUGUUGGGCUAUGUUGCUUAAUGAAAACCAGAAGAGUAGUGCACAUGGACCUCAAAAACUAUAUUUUGGUGUUUCUCAAAGUGCUUUUUUACUGAAAGUUGCAAACACAGAUAGUAACACACAAGACAUUGACAAGCUAUUUGACAUUUGGUCAAGAUGGUUGUUCAUUCCUUGCAAUGAUUUUGAUAUUGCAAAUGUUGAGUUGAUAUUUGUUCCUAUACUCUUGAAUGAGCACUUUUUCCUAAUUGUUGUGAAUUUGAAGGAAGAAAAGCUUCAGUUCAUUGAUAAUAUGAGUUAUGAUACAAAGUACAUGAGUGAGGUUGAGAAGUUCUCUGAUGUUCUGAGUGAUAUGCUGAGUACUUUUCUUGAUCAACGCCUUCCUCAAAGUAAUGACUCAGUGAAGAACAUGAUUGAGUAUACUUUGGAGUCACCUUCUGUAAAUUGGAAGUCUGGAAAACAGAAGAAUAAUGAUAGUGGCAUUUAUACUAUGGUCAGCAUGCUUUACUUUGAUGGAGCUGAUGUGUUCGACUGCGAUGUUUUGAAAACGGUUUCAACUAGACGGACAUUGAGAGCUCAGAUUGCUGCUACUCUGGUAUUAUCUGAUAUGAACAUUGUCAGAGAUGAAGUUCUUGAAAAGCUAUCUGAAUUCAGAUUAAUAAGGAGUCAAGUUGCAAAAGAGGUUUUUGAUGGGAUUAAGAAGAAAACAAAGCAAGGUAAAAAGGAAAAGAAAGUAUAG
Molecule: messenger RNA, 2394 nt
Organism: Chenopodium quinoa (quinoa)
Lineage: Eukaryota; Viridiplantae; Streptophyta; Magnoliopsida; Caryophyllales; Amaranthaceae
Exons: 6
Coding region: 1-2394 (797 amino acids)
Biological process (GO): proteolysis
Molecular function (GO): cysteine-type peptidase activity
Source: RefSeq, a predicted model, not a curated record